This is a messenger RNA of Rana temporaria (common frog), 945 nucleotides long. RefSeq names its product CDAN1-interacting nuclease 1-like. Bases 109 to 945 code for a protein of 278 amino acids. Gene Ontology annotation, cellular component: cytoplasm; nucleus. The transcript has a single exon. Gene Ontology annotation, biological process: erythrocyte differentiation. Lineage: Eukaryota; Metazoa; Chordata; Amphibia; Anura; Ranidae. The record is from RefSeq and is a predicted model, not a curated record.
AUGGUGAUCUCGCCUCACUGUCUGAACCCUUCUAUAAAGUCUGAUGCUCUCCUGCAUCUUUAGUUAAUGAAAAACUGCUGAGUGAAUUGCACAUUUGUGGAGCGAAAGAUGAAGCUAACCAAGGCACAGUAUGAAGAGAUUGCUGGUUUCAUCAGCACAUUGAAGCCCACGCGGCAGUGUAUGAAGAAGCUGAAGGAGAGGUUUCCCCAUCUAUCACAGUCUACUUUGCUGAGCAUCUUCUCCCAGGAGUACCAGAAGCUGAUCAAAAGGACUCAUGCAAGGCAUCAUGAUCCAGACACACUGGAAUUUUACUACAGAUGGUACUUGCACGACAUCGAGGCAGACCCAACAGUACCGGUCCUACUCAACCUAGCUUAUGAGGUGGGUUUUUCUCCAGCUCUCAUUGCACGCAUGGUUUUGGAGAGAUUCCUUCAAGACCAGGAUGGGCAGCCACACACAAAACAUGUCCUGAAUAGCAUGCUGCGUGAGCCAUCAUUAAUCCCAGAUGCUAUCCUUGCCAACCAGGUACAACAGUGCAUUAUUAAUGACUGUUGUAAUGGACCUUUAGUGGAUUGCAUCAAACAUGCUAUUGGCCAUGAACAUGAAGUGCUUCUAAGAGAAAAACUGAUGGAGAAGAAUCUAGGAUUUUUAGAUGAAGACCAGCUGCGUCUGAAGGGUUAUGAUAAAACUCCAGACUUUAUUCUGGAAGUGCCGGCAGCUGUGGAUGGACAGGUUAUAAACUGGAUUGAAAGUAAAGCCUCCUUUGGCAAUGAGAGCAGUCACUGUAUGUAUCUACAGGAGCAAUUCUGGAGCUACUGGAACAGAUUUGGGCCUGGCCUAGUGAUUUACUGGUAUGGAUUCAUUGAGGAGCUGGACUGUAACCAGGAGCGCGGCAUUCUAUUGAAGGACACAUUUCCCACCGAUAUUGUAACGCUGAGUAGCUGA